This is a messenger RNA of Nicotiana tabacum (common tobacco), 1655 nucleotides long. RefSeq names its product homocysteine S-methyltransferase 1. Gene Ontology annotation, molecular function: zinc ion binding; S-adenosylmethionine-homocysteine S-methyltransferase activity. Gene Ontology annotation, biological process: S-methylmethionine cycle. The record is from RefSeq and is a predicted model, not a curated record. Lineage: Eukaryota; Viridiplantae; Streptophyta; Magnoliopsida; Solanales; Solanaceae.
ACGUCCACCGAAUAACGCGUAACUGGCGCCUAUAAAAUCUCUCCCAAAAACCUCUUUGUUCAUUGUUCCUGCCCUAACACCAGAAGAAAGAGCAAAAAAAGAAUUGCAGAGAAAUGGGUAUUCUCAAAGCUACUGCGUUGUUAGAUGAUCUGAUUGAGAAAGCAGGAGGUUGUGCUGUCGUUGAUGGCGGUUUGGCCACGCAACUCGAGAAGCAUGGCGCUUCCAUUAAUGAUCCUCUCUGGAGCGCUCUUUGCUUGAUCAAAGAUCCUGAUCUUGUCAAACGGGUACAUUUGGAAUAUCUGGAAGCUGGCGCAGAUAUACUAGUGACCUCAUCCUACCAGGCCACAAUUCCAGGAUUUUUAUCAAGGGGAUUAUCCAUUGAAGAAGCAGAAUCGUUGUUAGAGAAAAGUGUGAAGUUAGCAGUUGAAGCCCGGGAUAAGUUCUGGAAUGUUGUGAAAAGAAAUCCCACACAGAGCUAUAACAGGGCUCUGGUUGCAGCCUCAAUUGGAAGCUAUGGAGCGUAUCUUGCUGAUGGUUCAGAGUACAACGGAGAUUAUGGACCACAUGUAAGUCGGGAUAAGCUCAAGGAUUUCCAUCGACAUAGACUACAACUUCUUGUGGAUGCAGGACCAGAUAUACUGGCAUUUGAGACCAUUCCCAACAAAUUAGAAGCUCAGGCAUGUGUGGAGCUGCUUGAAGAAGAAAAUGUACAGAUUCCUUCUUGGAUAUGUUUCAGCUCAGUGGAUGGUAAGAACGCGCCAUCGGGAGAAAGCUUCAAGGACUGCCUUGAUGUAAUUAAUAGGAGUGACAAAGUUAGUGCAUUUGGAAUUAAUUGCGCACCUCCCCAUUUUAUUCAAACUCUCAUCCAGAAACUUAAGGAGUUGACAACAAAGGCAAUAAUUGUUUAUCCCAAUAGUGGUGAGAUAUGGGAUGGCAUUUCAAAAAGAUGGCUGCCAUCGAAAUGCUUUGAUGAAGAGAAGUUCGAGCUGUUUGCACCAAUAUGGCGCGACGCAGGUGCUAAACUCAUCGGUGGUUGUUGCCGGACAACACCGUCCACUAUUCAAGCUAUUUCAAAAGCCCUAAAGGAAAGAUCUGGAUUCGACUGAGCUUUCUAACUGGGCCAUCAAAGGUUCAGAAAAUGCUUAUCAAAUUGUUGUAUUUGUGUAUCUUCAUUUAUAACAUAGGAAAAACGAUAUAACUUCUUGUUAGGGGUGGGGGAAAAAGGUGUUGUUGGGGGUGAGUGGUGAUUAAGAGGUAGUAGAUGGAGCAGAUAGUAGCUAUUGAUCCAAACAGAGCAGAGAGAAGCAAUUGAUAAGGAUUUGGUUAGCCCAUCAAGUACCCCUUUGUUGUGGCAUUGGUUCGGAAUAUCCCAGUAGCCAUGCUGUGUCUGCAAAAAUUGCAUAUUUACAAAUUAUCUCUAUCUCGGUAGGCAACAUUAGCACUUAAAAACUGUUUGACAAACAGAACUUAAGGUAAUCCAUAGAUUAAACUAUACCAUUGAGCAAAAAAAGAUCUGUGGGGUACACUCAAAGUUAGAUGGUGUUGAGCUGAGCCUGAAAUGAUGUUUUGAUAAUUAACAAACCAUAUCCGAGAACCAGGUUUCAUGUUCCAACUUGGUGUGCUACUAGACUAAUAGACAGAUUGUUGACGAUUAA